Drosophila nasuta is the source of this 3658-nucleotide messenger RNA. RefSeq names its product prominin-like (gene promL). Bases 305 to 3277 code for a protein of 990 amino acids. The transcript is spliced from 15 exons. Lineage: Eukaryota; Metazoa; Arthropoda; Insecta; Diptera; Drosophilidae. The record is from RefSeq and is a predicted model, not a curated record. Gene Ontology annotation, cellular component: membrane.
AUACGGUCACACCGCUCCAGUGGUAGUUGUGUGGUGAUACGCGCGUCGAGGCAAAUGUCCCGUUCGUUUCGUUUUUUUGCCAGCAAAUUUUAAUUGAUAAUUGGCCCAAUAAUAAGAAAAGUUUAGUGACGCGUGAAAUGGAUGCGCACUCCGGCCAUAAGAGGAGCCAAAGCAGGAGCCAAGUGUGUUAAGAAUAGCAUUUAAUCGACGCGAGCCUAGGACGGCAACGCAACCAUUGAUUGGCUAAAUAGCCACAAGUAGAGGAACAGAGUAGACAGACAGGAUUAACAGCAAUAGCAACAGAAUGACAGCCGAUUACCUCAAGCCAAAGGCGACACGCCACAAAAAGAGCGCCGUUAAGCGACGCCAUCGGCAAAUUGCCUAUCUAGCCAUAUGCAGUCUCAGCGUGAUAAUAUUCGGGUUUGCCUUGGCCACAUUAAUCAGGCCAACUCACGCAGCCGAUGCCGAUGGUACGGGAAUGGUGUGGCGCGAGGGUUACGAGGGAUUUGGCACCACCCAUGAGCAGAAUCAUCUGCCGCAUUAUCCCCAUCCGGAGUACACACCAUACAAACACACAACCAACUAUACCAAAUCACCAAAAUACUUCACCGAGGCCAUGGACCCGGUCUACAAUUUCACCCACUUGGUGUUUGACAAAUUUUUCGUGCGCAAAACCGCUUUGCCACCAGGCUACAUUGUGGUCAAGGACCAGGACUCACUUGCUCUUGGUCCCAAGGUCGAUGAGAAUGAUUGGCGUGAUCUCUUGCAGCACUAUUGGAUCGUGCUCAUCUUUGUGUUCAUUAUGCUGCUGCUCGUAAUUAUCGUACCCUUCAUAGCUGUGUGCUAUUGCUGCUUUUGCUGCUGUCGAAACUGCAAAGAAGGUUGUCCACCCUGCGAUAGUGAAAAGGAUGGACGAAAACGUUGUUGUUAUGGACUGAUGAUGCUGCUGCUCAUCAUUGGCUUGCUCUUUGGAGUCAUCAUUGCCUUUGUGACCAAUAAGAUGCUGGACAGCGGCUUCGAUGACACCAGCAACACACUGCGACGUGCCAGCGAUGACACCUGCACUUUCCUCAAAGAUGUGUCCGAACACAUACAUCAUUUGUUCGUUAAAAAUUAUGAGGAAAUGGAGACCAAUCUGAAUGACAUUUUGAAAAAUGUACCGCGGCACAUUUAUUUGGAUCUAAUGGAUACCUCGGAAUUGAAUUUGCUGUAUGAAUUGCAGCGCAUAUUUAACAACACAAAGCAAGCGGUGACCUUACUGACUACUCUACAAAAAUUGGACAAGGAACUGCGCUUCAAUACCGCUCAACUGCGAGACUUGCUACGCGGAGCAAAACUUAAUGUGAACCAUGCUUGUACUGUGCUCUGUGGCAAUCGCGAGUGUUUGCAGUUCUUGAAGAACACUCAAAUCGAAUUUCUGGACAACUCCAGAUGUCUGCACCUGGACAAUAUGCCAAACAGCACAACUUAUUUGCUGGCAAUGCGAGAUAUUCUUACAAUGGAUACGGCUAAUGUGACCACAGCUGGCAUCAAGCGUGUCGAAGAGAUUGAAAAACAUAUCAAGCGAGCAAUCGAACCGCUGACACCCAAAAUCACUUCGGAUAUACGCAAGGGACAAGAACAGUUCCUACACCAGGCGAACUCUAUACGCAACAUUAUCGAUUCAGUGCUCAUGAAUAUUCAUACGAAUACCCUUAAAUCGACCAGGACAUUCGAUGAUGUCUAUGAGAGAUUUGGUGUGGAUCGCAGCUUUGUCAGCGUUGCGGUUUGCGUGUUUCUGCUAGUGAUAUUGUUUGUGCUGGUUAUUUCGCUGGUCUGCGGCUGCUGUGGACGACGUCGACGUGGCUAUCGCGAUGAUUGCUGCAGCAAGGGAACGGGCGCCACUUGUCUCUUAUUUGCCAUUUUGUUGAUAUUCUGCGUAUUCUCCGUCACUGUGCUCGUUGGACUUUUCUACUUCAUUCUGGGCAUGACAACCUACACGGGUGCCUGUGCACCACUGCGCGAUCAGGAGAAGAACGAUCUCUUCCGUCAGAUCGAUUCAGUGAUUGAUCUCAAUCGUUAUUUGCCACACAGUGAACGUGUGACGGAGACGCCACUGCCGCCGCUUCGCAUCUCAAAUGCCAUCAAAGCUUGUCACGCCGACGAAUCCAUAUUUGAGCUGAUGCAAAAGAAUAAUCUCUACGACAUUAAUGAGUUGGAGCGCAUUAAGGUGCUGCGCGAUCCGCCAGAAAACAAAGUGCCCAUCUUCAGGGCGGACUAUAGUAACUUUAGCGUCUUCACCAAGGCGGAGAGAGAAGAAUUGGAAUCCGCCGCCAAUAGCAAUAUGUCGCGCUACAAAGGAGCUAUAUUCCUUUCGCACAUUUGCAAGACAUUAACACCCGUCGAUCUGCCGACAAUGGCCAAUCAACUGAGGCAGCUGCGUUCCAGUCUGUGGAGUCAAUGGGGCAUUUAUGAUUGGGCCAGAACGGCGCUGGAGAAUGAGGCCUUCAAUCUAGAGAAAAUCUAUGAUGAGUUCUACAAUAAGAUCAUCACAGGCGUGACGAAAAUAACUGAAACAGUAGCUCAACUCGAUAAGCUAAUAUUGUACAACAACUUGCCAUAUGGCGAAUCGAUUUACUCACUGCUCGAGGCAACAAGUCAUUCUGAGAAGUUCUUAAAGGAGCGCGGUCAGCGAUUUGUGAAUGCCCUGAUUGAUAAUGCAACCCGAACGGUCGAGGGUCAAAUCGAACAAUAUGUCCAAAUGCUAAUUGCAGAGUGCAGCACAAACGUUGGCAAAUGCGCACCAUUAGCUUACAUUUUCGAUCGCAGUGUCGAUCACAUUUGCAAACGCAUCGUGGAUCCAAUGAAUGGUUUCUGGGUGGGCGUGUUGCUCUGUGGCGUGCUCUUCCUGCCUGUGCUCUUUGUGGCUCAUCGUUUGCUUUGCUUGUACAAGAAGAUCGAUCCGUAUUCGGCGCCAGCUGUGGGCAUUGUUGAGGGCGGCAGCGACUACUUGUAUGACGCCUAUAGCGAGCGUGAGCGCGAACACGAGCAUGUGCCAUUGGCCAAUGUGCCAAAGAAGCGUCGCAAAGCUUAUGAGCGCCGACGGGAGCAACAGGAUUACUACGAGGACGCAUCGCCGGGCGUGUCACGUUCCCGCGGUGGCGGUGGCAUGGCCAAUGGCGGUGGCGAUGCUGCCGGUGGCAGCAACAUGCGCUACAACGAUGUGGCACCCACCGCUAAAGUUGUGGCUAUACUAGAUACACGGCCAAAAGCACUGGCGGCAGAUGGUUUCUUUUAGGCAUUUUAAUCCCUGAACGUGCAUAUAAAAAUGGUUUUUGGCAUUGGGAUCAUGAACCACCGCGUUACCACAAUCCGCCCGUGGCGCCGCCAUCAUCGGAAUACGAACGCCCACCGCCAUACUAUUAUCCCGGUGCCUCGGACCAGGAUUAAGGACGUGAUGUGUGUGGACAUUUGUUGGCAAGGCUUUAACGAAACGGCAAGAGAGAAAGGAAAUGACGAGAGACGCAAAAGGAGAUGAAAGAAUAAUAAUCAGAAAUAUGUAUGGAAGAAGACGAAGCAAGAAUUUCAUUUCGAAAAUCCCCCCAAUUUUACUGAGACUGUAAUUUUAGUUGAAAAUGAAAAAGAAGAAAAAGAAAAAGAAAGAAAGAACGAAGCUAGG